Molecule: messenger RNA, 756 nt
Organism: Octopus sinensis (East Asian common octopus)
Lineage: Eukaryota; Metazoa; Mollusca; Cephalopoda; Octopoda; Octopodidae
Product: dnaJ homolog subfamily C member 17-like
Exons: 1
Coding region: 1-756 (251 amino acids)
Biological process (GO): spliceosomal complex disassembly
Cellular component (GO): spliceosomal complex
Source: RefSeq, a predicted model, not a curated record
AUGGAUAUUAUGUCUAUUGACAUUUACAAUUUACUUGGAAUAUCAUUUGAUUCGACUGAAAAGCAAAUACGCCAGGCAUAUCGAAAAAAAUGCCUAAAAUGUCACCCUGACAAGUGUCCUGGGGAUUCCAAGGCAGCAGAGGAGUUCAAACGUCUUGGAGACUGUCUAGCACUUUUAUUCGACCCUGUUGCCCGCUCCAAAUACGACAGAAUCCUAAAAUCAAAAAUUGAAUUAGCUAAACGUCAUUCCGAACGUGAUUCAAAGAGGAAAAUAUUAAUCCAAGACAUUGAAAGGCGCGAAAAAGAAGCUCAAAAUAUCUCCACCAAGACACGUGACGAAAUGGCACAUCACUCAUUCAUGGAACGAAUAAGAAAAGAAAAUGCAGCCAUUUUAAAGGAAGAGAAUGAACGUGUUGCUGGAAUCCUCAAGGAAAAUUUAGAGGACCAGUCCCCGAUUGUCCAGGUCCAGUGGAACCCGAAGGACCAGGCUAUUUUUACCGCGGAAUUUAUUCGUACCACGUUUUGUCGUUUUGGAUGUGUGAAAAAUAUUGUUUUGGGAUCGGAGAAAAAAAAAACUCGGAGUGCCCUGGUGGAGUUUGAGGGGAGUAAGUCUGUCAACAUGUCCGGGAUUGACCUAUAUGUGAGGGCGUGUCAAUACGACAUUAAUCUUAAAUGGCUUGUUUUGCCGAAGAGUAAUGAUUUGUCUCUUGAGGAUUUUGAAUCACGUGUAUUCGCCAAGCUUAACUCUGUCCAGUGA